Messenger RNA from Columba livia (rock pigeon), 1645 nucleotides. RefSeq names its product basic proline-rich protein-like. Gene Ontology annotation, cellular component: nucleus. The record is from RefSeq and is a predicted model, not a curated record. Gene Ontology annotation, biological process: mRNA splicing, via spliceosome. The transcript has 6 exons. NCBI's taxonomy places the organism in Eukaryota, Metazoa, Chordata, Aves, Columbiformes, Columbidae. Gene Ontology annotation, molecular function: RNA binding. Bases 41 to 1504 code for a protein of 487 amino acids.
CCCUAAUGACACCCAUGGGUGCUCCUAGAUCGCCAAGGACAUGGAGCGCUGGGCGCGCAGCCUGAACAAGCAGCGGGAGAGCGGGCGCAGCUCGGGGAACCCCCCGGCACCCCGGGACGACGAGAGGAGGGAGGCGGCCGCGGCCGACGCGGGGUACGCCAUCCUGGAGAAGAAGGGCGCCCUGAGCGAGCGGCACCAGCACCCGAACCUGGAGCUGCCGCGGCUGGGGGGCGACGACCGGAUGGUGAGCCGGACGCCUGGGUCCCCCCGGACGCCUGGGUCCCUCCCAGAUACCUGGGCACCCCCACUGAACUCCUGGGUUCCUCCCGGAUGCCUGGGUCCCCCCAAACUCCUGGGUCCUCCUGAACUUGUGUGUCCCCCAAACUCCUGGGUCCCUCCCAAACUCCUGGGUCCCUCCCAAACUCCUGGGUCCCCCGAACUCCUGGGUCCCUCCCGAACGCCUGGGUCCCCCCAAACCCCAGUGUCCCCUGAACUCCUGGGUCUCUCCCGAACUCCUGGGUCCCUCCCGAACUCCUGGGUCCCCCAAUCCCCUAUCUCCCCCGAACUCCUGGGUCCCUCCCGAACUCCUGGGUCCCCCAAACCCCAGUGUCCCCUGAACUCCUGGGUCCCUCCCGAACUCCUGGGUCCCUCCCGAACUCUUGGGUCCCUCCCGAACUCCUGGGUCCCCCAAUCCCCUAUCUCCCCCGAACUCCUGGGUCCCUCCCGAACUCCUGGGUCCCCCAAUCCCCUAUCUCCCCCGAACUCCUGGGUCCCUCCCGAACUCCUGGGUCCCCCUGACCUCCCAUGUCCCCCGAACUCCUGGGUCCCUCCCGAAUGCCUGGGUCCCUCAAGCCCCUACCUCCCCCAAACUCCUGGGUCCCUCCCGAACUCCUGGGUCCCUCCCGAACUCCUGGGUCCCCGUUUCUCCGCAGAGCCCCCCCGGGGUCUGGUCGCCGCCUACAGCGGGGAGAGCGAGAGCGAAGAGGAGGGCGAUCGGGGUGACCGCGGCGAGCGGGGGGGCGGGGGGCCCGGCCCGGGGGUCCCGUCACCCGGAGGGGUCCCGGGGGGGUCCCAACCGCUCACCGAUUGGCACAAACUGGCCUGUUUGUUGUGCCGGCGCCAAUUCCCCAGCAAGGAGGCGCUGCUGCGGCACCAGCAGCUCUCGGGGCUGCACAAGCAAAACCUGGAGCUGCAGCGGAGGAGCCACCAGCCCCCCCUGGAGGACAUGGAGCUGAAGUACCGGGACCGGGCGGCCGAGCGGAGGGAGAAGCAGGGCGGGGGGGGAGGGGCCAACCCUGACCCCCCCGACACCAAACGGAGACGAGUCGGGGGACCCCUCCCCCAAUCGGGGGACGCCGAGGGGCCCCUCCCCCGCGAGGCCACGCUGGGGUGCCGCAUGCUGCAGGCCAUGGGCUGGAAGGAGGGGACGGGGCUGGGCCGGCGCAGAGAGCCCCCCUCCCGGCCCCGCCCGGGGGGCGUGACCCGAUUCAGCGAAGGACCCUGAGGCUCCGCCCCCUUCCCGGCCACGCCCCUUUGGCCACACCCCCCCGUGUUCCCUCCCCCUUGACCCCCCCGCCCCCCCCCCGUGGUUUGGGGGUUUUUUAAAUAAAUGGGUGAAAAAACCAGAAAUUUGGGACUCGACUUG